AUGACCAACGAAAUGGAACCGAAAGUCCACCCCUUCUUUGAGUCCAAGACUUGUUCUUGGCAAUAUGUGGUAGCCUGUCCCAAAACAAAGGAGGCGGCCAUCAUCGACCCAGUCCUGAAUUACGAUCACGGGAACUUCAUCAUCACCUCCGAAUCUGCGGAUGAACUCAUUGAAUGUGUUCUGAAAAAAGGAUACACAGUCACCAUGUUGCUGGAGACACACGCCCACGGAGACCACCUCUCAGCCUCCUACUACAUCCAACAGACUCUCUGGUCCCGCGGACAACCUCACGCACCGAUCUGCAUCGGCGACAACGUCAUUGUCGUCCAAAGCCACUUCGGAAAAAAAUAUCAAAUCCCGAGACAAGAUACUGAGAACGCCUUCGACCACCGGUUCCAGCCCGACGAAGUAUUCAACAUUGGCGAGGUGACCGGCAUCGCCCUCCACCUCCCAGGACAUACACCGGACCAUGUGGGCUACAAACUGGGGAGCAAUAUCUUCACUGGAGAUAGUAUGUUCCAUCCAGAUAUUGGCAGUGGCCGAUGUGACUUCCCAGGUGGCGAUGCUCGGGAACUCUUCCGCUCCAUGAAACGCCUCCUUUCUUUUUCGCCCGAAACUAGAUUAUAUACAGGUCAUGAUUACCCUCCUUCCAAUGAGUACACGGCACGGGACCCAUUGCCGUAUGUUACGGUCGGCGAGCAGGAGAAGAAAAACAAGCACCUCAAGAAUGACUCGACAGAGGACGAGUUUGUGAAGUGGAGGAAUGACCAGGACAGGGGAAUGCCUGAGCUUAGGCUUGUGCACCAGGCUAUGCAGGUCAAUGUGCGUGGAGGAAAGAUGCCAAGCAAGUCGCACGAGGGAAAAGCAUAUUUGAUAUAUCUCAUUGAUGUCCCGAAGGUUCUGGUGACUGGAAGGUGA
This is a messenger RNA of Penicillium samsonianum, 918 nucleotides long. RefSeq names its product MBL fold metallo-hydrolase. Gene Ontology annotation, molecular function: sulfur dioxygenase activity. Bases 1 to 918 code for a protein of 305 amino acids. Gene Ontology annotation, biological process: hydrogen sulfide metabolic process; glutathione metabolic process. Lineage: Eukaryota; Fungi; Ascomycota; Eurotiomycetes; Eurotiales; Aspergillaceae. The transcript has a single exon. The record is from RefSeq and is a predicted model, not a curated record.